Messenger RNA from Triticum dicoccoides, 1029 nucleotides. Its product is annotated as 26.2 kDa heat shock protein, mitochondrial-like. The record is from RefSeq and is a predicted model, not a curated record. The transcript has 3 exons. The coding region runs from base 49 to 717 and encodes 222 amino acids. NCBI's taxonomy places the organism in Eukaryota, Viridiplantae, Streptophyta, Magnoliopsida, Poales, Poaceae.
UCACAGAAGAAGAGAGAGAGAGGGAAAGAAGAGAGAGAGAGAGAGACCAUGGCCUCCGCCGUCGUUUGCAAGGGCGAGGGUGCCGCGCCGGCCAGCCUCCUCAAGUCCGGUGCUCCCGUGGCCUUCCGCUCGGUCGACUCCCCCGCCGUCACCGCCGCCCGCCGCCCGUACAACACCAAGGCCAAGGAGGUCAGCCGCUACGACGACGACGACGACGACUACAGCGCCCGCGACCUCGUCACCCCCAGCUUCUUCUCGCAGGACGUGCUCGACUCGCUCGGCGCGCCGACCAGCAUGGCCCGUCUGCUGUCUUUGAUGGAGGACGUCGCAUCUCAGACCGGCGGCCUCUCCUCCACUGCUGGUGCUGGGGCGUCGCAGCUCAGACGCUGGGUGGCCAAGGAGGACGACGACGCGGUGUACCUCAAGGUGCCGAUGCCAGGGCUGACCAAGGACCACGUCACUCCGCCCCUGGACCACGUGAAGGCGCGCGCGGACAAGAACAUCCUGGUCAUCGAGGGCGAGGGCGAGAAGCAGCCCUGGGACGGCGACGACGACUCCGCGAUGCCGAGGUACAACCGCCGCAUCGAGGUGCCUGCUGCUGACGCGUACAAGAUGGACAAGAUCAAGGCCGAGAUGAAGAAUGGCGUGCUCUGGGUCACCCUGCUCAAGGUCAAGGAGGAGGAGCGCACGGACGUCUUCCACGUCAAGGUCGAGUAGUCCCAGUGGUUGUGCUCAUGGAAGACGCCUUGUUGAUGUGGUCAUGUUUGGUGUCUUUCUUCCUUGUUUUGCUUCGUUGAUCGUCUUGCAUCGAGUAGGUGAAGUUGGCCACGAACUCUGUUAGUUUCCUCUAGUUGGGCAUAUGAUGAACUUGCUUUGGUGGUGAAACUGGUCAUGAAAUUGGUCAUGAAAUUCUGUUGAUUUCCUCCCCCAAGAAAUCCCUCCCGCUCUUCCUUUACAAAACCACCUCCAUUUCGCACCCCGUCUCGCUCAGCCACAAGAAUCCAAAAUCACAGAAGAAGAGAGAGAGAG